UCCCAGUUGGGCCCGCCGCGCCUUCCGGUGCGCCUUCCGCUCCGCCUCUCCAGGCAGGAAGUGCCGGCGCCGCCACUGUCCGACCACAUCCCUGCUCUCGUCUCCGUCGCUCCUCGUCUCGCGCAGGGCAGCCCCGGUUCUGGUGUGUGGCGCCGGCUCCAGAAUUAAGCAAUCAUGUCGAGCAAAAAGGCAAAGACCAAGACCACCAAGAAGCGCCCUCAGCGCGCAACAUCCAAUGUGUUCGCCAUGUUUGACCAGUCACAGAUUCAGGAGUUCAAAGAGGCCUUCAACAUGAUUGAUCAGAACAGAGAUGGUUUCAUCGACAAGGAGGAUUUGCAUGAUAUGCUUGCAUCUCUAGGGAAGAAUCCCACUGAUGCAUACCUCGAUGCCAUGAUGAAUGAGGCUCCAGGCCCCAUCAAUUUCACUAUGUUCCUCACCAUGUUUGGGGAGAAGCUAAAUGGCACAGAUCCUGAAGAUGUCAUCAGAAACGCUUUUGCCUGUUUUGAUGAAGAAGCAACAGGAACCAUUCAGGAGGACUACCUGAGGGAGCUGCUGACCACAAUGGGGGACCGUUUUACAGACGAGGAGGUGGACGAGCUGUACCGAGAAGCACCUAUUGACAAAAAGGGGAAUUUCAAUUACAUCGAGUUCACACGCAUCCUUAAACAUGGAGCAAAAGACAAAGAUGACUGAGAGAACUUCAAAUUCCAGCCAAACGUUCCUUAUUGCCACUCUGGGUAUUUCUGAGAUUUUCUCUUGCAUGCCCUUAGCUUUACAGCUUUUGCCUUUCUUGUUGUAUUUAUUCUCAGCCAUUUUGGGCACAUGUAUCUUUAUAAUCAAACUGGAAAUGGGACUUUUUGUCAUUUUCAGAACAGAAAAUAGGGUAACUUACCGGCUCUCCUUCCUUUCAAUAACUGCAAUCUUCACAGAGUCAAUAUAUUUUUUCAGAAAAAGUUAUUCAUUCAAUUUUUUCUGAACAAUAAUUAAACUUUAUGAUAAAAUA
Messenger RNA from Tupaia belangeri chinensis (Chinese tree shrew), 1003 nucleotides. Its product is annotated as myosin regulatory light chain 12B. NCBI's taxonomy places the organism in Eukaryota, Metazoa, Chordata, Mammalia, Scandentia, Tupaiidae. Gene Ontology annotation, molecular function: calcium ion binding. The transcript is spliced from 4 exons. The record is from RefSeq and is a predicted model, not a curated record. Bases 175 to 693 code for a protein of 172 amino acids.